AUAAGUUAUAACGAUGUUUUUCUAUAAAAAGCUUCCAGUUAGUGUUUCUUUCUUAGUUUUAAGUGAUUAGCCCGAGUGUGAAUAUAAUAUAAAAGUUUGAUAAAAUUAUUCGAUUUACAUUAUGCUAAGUAUUGAUUUCGACCUCACUGAGCAAUAUGCUCGCUUUCCAAAAGUCAAGGUUGAAGAUGUUCAGAAAAUAGUUGCAUGGGUGCACAAUCAACCACAUAUGCCAAACUUGAGUGAAGCUGAAGUUUUACUUUUCUAUUUUGCUUGCAAAUGCAGUACGGAGGUCACGAAGCAAGUGAUAGAUAAAAAUUUGACAUGGCACACUCACGUCGAAGAACUCUUCAGCGAUUUAAACGUUCAAAGUCCACAAUUUCAACGCGCUAUAAAUAUUUGUUCACUCGCUCCGUUACCAACAUUAACCCCAGAAGGAUAUCGCGUGCUUGUGUUCAAAUUCCUUGAUUGCGAUGUGUCUAACUUUAACCUUCCAGAUAUAAUAAAGGUAUAUAUACUGUUCACAGAUAUUUUCAUUCGAAAGGUUGGAUUACAGAAAGGCUAUAUCCUGAUAAUCGAUCAGAGUGGCUUCACGUUGGGACACUUAAGUCGGAUUAAUAUUAUGUUGUUGAAAAAAGCUUUUUAUUACUUCCAGGAAGCGCUACCUUUCCAAUUGAAAGCCUUUCAUUUCAUUAACGUUGUUACAUUUUUAGACAAAUUUUUAGCCCUGUGUACCCCGUUUAUGAAAAAGGAAUUAUUUGACAUUUUUCAUUUUCAUAACAAAUUAGAAGACCUUUUCCAAUAUGUUCCACUUGAUGUGUUACCCAAAGAUUAUGGUGGAUCAGAAGUUGAGAUAAAACAAAUACACGAAAGAUCGCGUCGUAUGAUAAUCAGCAAACAUCAAGAAAUCAUAGAAUACAAAAAAUUCUACCGCAUCGAUGAGAAGCAGCGCCCAGGUAAACCGAAAGAAGCUUCAGAUUUGUUUGGAACACAAGGAAAUUUCAAGAAAUUGGAAUUCGAUUGAUGC
Glossina fuscipes is the source of this 1024-nucleotide messenger RNA. Its product is annotated as alpha-tocopherol transfer protein-like. Gene Ontology annotation, cellular component: membrane. Bases 122 to 1021 code for a protein of 299 amino acids. The record is from RefSeq and is a predicted model, not a curated record. Gene Ontology annotation, molecular function: phosphatidylinositol bisphosphate binding. Lineage: Eukaryota; Metazoa; Arthropoda; Insecta; Diptera; Glossinidae. The transcript has 4 exons.